AAAAACCAACUUUCAUCUUUGUUUAUCGUGCAGGUUAAAGUUUAUUGUCGAGUUAUUUUGCAACAAAAUUUUAGUACGAUGUGCGAUUGCUGAUUAAUAAACUAUAGCAGUCAUCUAAGCGGUCGCGAUUCGCGAUGUUCCUUCAAAUAUUUGUAGUUGUUCCCUUGUGAAAGUGUUUAUGCCUUGAGAAAAAAUAUUCUAGUUAUUAAUGAUGUCUAUGUCGAAACCAUUUGAGGAAAAUAACUUGCAGAACUCGUCCCAGCUCGUAAGAAAUUCAAAUCUGAAUCUACCAAUCAUCGGAGGCGGCAGGAGCGCCCCAGUAUUGCCCCCGAGACCCUUCAACUCUCCUCUAGCCUCAAAUGGAUAUAAUAACACCUAUAAUUCCUAUAUGUCUAGUAUGCCAAUGACUGGCCCCAACUACAGUGGCUACAGCUCCUACUCCAUGCCCUACCGCAGUUCCCUCUACAACUCGUACGGUUCCGGUUUCAAUAGCUACAACUCUUUCAAUUCGUAUGGCGUACCCCCUGCCUUCGCCCCUGAAGACCACGAACGCCGCUUCAUCCAGUACGCCGAAGAAAGUUCGAGGAAGACAUUCGCCAACGUGGAAAACAUCGUCAGAGCGUUCAACAGCAUCGCCAUGAUGCUGGACAACACAUUCUUCGCGAUGACCAGCAGCUUUAGGGCGGUUCUCAGUGUGGCGGAGAACUUUGGAAGACUGCGCACCAUGUUCGGACAGAUCUGGUAUUCCGUUAACAUUUUCAGGUUUUUGAGCUGGCUGUACAGGAAGCUCAUGAGGUUGUUGGGCUACAGGGUAGCGGGUAGUCCUAGCAGGGCGGCUUGGAAGCAGGCAACUGGGGGGUCUUUAGGUGGGGCUGUGGGUGUACCACCUGGCGCAGCUCCGGGGGGCUCCAGCUGGCCCACCGUCGCUUUCUUGGGGAUGCUAUUAUCAGCGCCGUAUAUCAUCAGCAAGUUUUUGCCCAAAUAUGAAGAUAAGGGUGACCCAACAAACUGGAAAUCCCCUGGCAUAAGAGCAAAGGCACUUUUCGACUUCAUCGCAACAGCACCCAAUGAGCUCACUUUCCAAACCAACGACAUGAUCACCUUGGCCCCCACCUAUAUCCAAGAGGAAAUGAACCUGAAAAAUUCCGGCUGGGCCUUUGCGGUGUGCAAAGGGCAAUCCGGGGUAGUACCGCUAAACCACUUAAUCAUAAAUAAGAGUAGGCCGAUACUGAAUACUAACAAGGAAACCGAUCCUCCGAUACCCAGAGUUUAUCCCAACGGCACGAAAACCCACACGAAGCGGGUUAGCUUUGGAGAAAACCAAAUAUUCGAGAAUGUCGAUUUGGACGAUUAUAUGCCUAAGAAGGAACCAAGUCAGUCUAGUCAAGAGAAGAAAGACGGAGAGGGUGAUAGUGAAAACUCUGUUAUCAACAAAGUUGAAAAUCGGUCUUGAGAAAUUCAUAUUGAAAUAUUUAUUUUCAAAUAAGUAAAACCCAGAAGUCUUUGAUGGGUUUUGUUCACUUAUGUAUUAUAUGAAGUUAUAAGUUGGUUACAAAAUCUCAUCAGGAUUUUCAGGUGAAAGGUGGCAUAGAACUGAUUUCAUUCGUAUCGAGGCAGCGAAAGCAAGAUUUCACCGUGACGUUCGACUAAGUUGAUUUGGAUGUUGUCUUAUAAAUACUUCAUUCAUGGUCCGGGAAGGUAAACCGUUUAGGUAAAGAGAACAGUCUACUUAAAACACACUCAAUGGCAAUUAUUAUCCCUGUUCUUCUUGCUCGUCGUUGGUUACUUUAACAAAAAAACUCCCCUGAACAGUAUCCAUCGUUUUUUUUACUGUUAUGCAAAGGAAACUGAUUAUUAGGUCAUCAUUCAAGAAAUGAGUAAGAGGGAAAAGAGCAUGCAUGAGCGAACUGUAGAAAUUUGAAAAUUUUACCUUAAUUUUGUAAUUUCUUCAUGCACUAUAUAGAGGGUAUUUCAGAACUCAUCCAGAAUAGUUUGAUGUUAGCAGGAAAAAGUUGUAAUAAAAAUCCUGAAUAAUCUGAGGCAGGGAAUCAAAAGUAUUCUUUUUUAUUUUCAAUUUGUAUACUUUGAGAGACGACCAAAAUAAACAUUAGUAUAAAAUCGUUUAUUUAUCGUCGUUUUAUAAAGACUAAAGACUACUUCUUGAAGAAAAAUAGAAGAAUAAAUAGAAAGUAAAUAUUUUCAACAGUAAGAAACAGCUUUCCAAAAAACUUCAUGUCGCCCACUUUUCUGUAUAUUCAGCAACUGUUGAAUCCAAAUCCGAACAAAACAAAAAAGUCGAAUUGAAACAUUCACAGAAGUUAUCAAGAAGAUUCAUCUGACAGAGUAGUAAACACAAUCUUCCUGAAAAGUCGGAUUCAAAGAUUUGCCCCUCGUUUCAUAGGUCAUGCGCAUCAAGACGCUCAGGAAUUCCUUCGUUAUCUUUUAGAAGGUUUACAUGAGGACAUCGAUACAAUUAUUGAGAAACCUAAACUAAUCCUAAUGAAGGUUCACGAAAAAUUGAGUGACAGCAUAAAAGCAGAAGAGUUUUGACCGGGAUAUUUGAGGAUGGGCAACUCAAAGAUUGUAAUUUCAAAAACUAUACCUCACGAUUUGAUCAAUCAUUUGACAAAGCUACUGUGCUAGCGAAA
Leptinotarsa decemlineata (Colorado potato beetle) is the source of this 2648-nucleotide messenger RNA. RefSeq names its product peroxisomal biogenesis factor 13 (gene Pex13). The record is from RefSeq and is a predicted model, not a curated record. NCBI's taxonomy places the organism in Eukaryota, Metazoa, Arthropoda, Insecta, Coleoptera, Chrysomelidae. Gene Ontology annotation, biological process: protein import into peroxisome matrix, docking. Gene Ontology annotation, cellular component: peroxisomal membrane; peroxisome; peroxisomal importomer complex. Gene Ontology annotation, molecular function: protein binding.